This is a messenger RNA of Neocloeon triangulifer, 2175 nucleotides long. RefSeq names its product Bardet-Biedl syndrome 2 protein homolog. The transcript has 13 exons. Gene Ontology annotation, molecular function: protein binding. The record is from RefSeq and is a predicted model, not a curated record. Bases 28 to 2151 code for a protein of 707 amino acids. NCBI's taxonomy places the organism in Eukaryota, Metazoa, Arthropoda, Insecta, Ephemeroptera, Baetidae. Gene Ontology annotation, biological process: non-motile cilium assembly. Gene Ontology annotation, cellular component: BBSome; ciliary basal body; neuron projection.
UCGCAUUCCACCGUAACAAAAGAAGUCAUGCAGCCUGUUUACACCUUUAAUUUGCACCACCCUGUAAUUGCAGGGUGCGUAACUCUAGGUUACUACGACGGAACGCACCCCUCUUUGACGGCUGCAACAGCAACCGAUAAAAUUUUUAUUCACUCGCCUCAUAAAAAACUGUCCGGAAGCUCGGGCCGAAUUUGUUCGAGCGAUGCCAGUAAGGAAGUCGUGAUGUUGAAUUUGAACCAAACCAUCACAACAAUUCAAACUGGGCAAAUAGAUCCUUCGAGCGAUAGAGAUUUCCUGGUGGUCGGUUCGCCGAGAAGCAUCCUCGUUUAUGACGUUGAAAAAAAUAUGGAUGUUUUUUACAAAGAGGUUCCGGAGGGAGUCAAAGUUAUAUCGAUCGGAAGACUGGGCAAAAUGGAAAAGCCUGUGAUCCUUGCUGGAGGAAAUUGCACCAUUGUGGGUUUCGACUUUGAGGGCAAUGAGGUGUUUUGGACUAUCACUGGUGACAUCGUCUGCUCUCUGGCGUUGAUGGAUUUUGAUUCAGACAAUAGAAACGAGUUGAUUGUCGGCUCCACGGAUUACGACAUACGAGUUUUUAAAGAGGACAAAAUUGUGGGCGAGCUUACGGAAACGGAGGCGGUCACCUCUUUGACCCCUCUCCAGAAAUCCUGCUUCGGAUACGGACUUUCAAAUGGCACCAUUGGAGUUUAUGAAAAAUUGCAACGUUUGUGGCGAAUUAAGUCUAAAAAUAAGGCUGUCAUGGUUUUCAAUUAUGACAUUGACGGGGACGGUCUGGACGAGUUGAUAAUCGGUUGGUCGAAUGGAAAAGUGGAUGGGAGGAGCAGCAGGACUGGAGAAGUUGUGUUCAAAGACAACUUCACCUCUGCCGUUGCCGGAAUCGUGGCUGGCGAUUAUCGACUGAUCGGAACUCGAGACUUAAUUUGCUGUUCGGUGACGGGAGAAGUCCGUGGGUACGAGGCUAACAGAAUGCUGAGGGCGCCUGGUCGAAGGGUUAACUACGGGCACGAUGCUGUUCGAGAGAUGUUCAGCAAGAAACAGCACCUCAUGUUAGAGCUCUCUAAUUACAAGGAAUCUACUAACCAACCGGUAGAAGUGGCGAAAUCAAAGAUACCAAUGCAAACAAAACUUCAGACUGUCAUUUCAUUAAAUGACACAGAUUUGAAAAAGCCACGCAUUGACGUAAAUUUGUUCACAAACAACGACACCGUUAUUCGAGCCGUGCUUGUUUUUUGCGAGGGAAUUUUCCAGGGUGAAUCGCACGUUUUGCACCCAAAGGAUGACGAACUUACUAGUAACGUGACGGUUCCGAUCACUCCUGUAAAUAAUGUUCCGGUUGAUUUGCAUAUCAAGGCCCUGAUCGGUCACAAAGGAAGCUCAAAUUUCCACCUUUUUGAACUUUCAAGACAACUCCCAAGAUUCGCUAUGCUGCAACUCCUCAAAGGCAAACAAGAAAAGCCAAAAAGUUUCUCAACAUUCGUAAUCAAGGAGAGGAUUCAAAGAAUUAUUCUUUGGGUGAACCAAAAUUUCCUUCUGCAGUCGGAAAUGACACUGGCGGGUCUGGAUAUGGAGUUGUAUUUUAAGGCGCUGCAGGUGAACCAAGUCGUCGCGUUUUGCGUGGGCAGCGACAAUAAAAUCACAAUUUAUUGUGACGACAUGGGACUGGUUGGCGAAAUAACUCAGUCACUUGCUCAUUUUCUGAACGUCCAUGAUUUGGAGGCGAGAGCACAGUUUCCGAAAAUCCAGGAAAAUCUGAAAGAGCUGAUGACGAAAAUGGUCGAGCUGAACGACGUGCGACUGCAGCUCAGCACCGACAUGGCCAGUUGUUUAGACACAAUUCGCUCGCACGUCAUCCGAAUCGAGGACGCCAGAAUCAUCGAAGACGUAGAGGGUGUUAGCAAGUGGACAUCUUCACUGUCGGCGUGCAACAAUGACAUUUUGAAAUCGUACAAAGUCCGGAAUCAAAAUCACAGCGACCUGAUGCAGUGCUUGAAACAAAUUAACAAGUAUAUCGAGCAGGCGUCAAAACUACGCGUGGGGAAGCCGCAGUCAAGACUUGUAGGUCUGUGUCGAGCAGCCGUGAAAAACAAUAAUGUGGUUUCAUUACUGAGAAUCAUCAAUUCUGGAAAUAAUUAAAACUUUUACUCGUGUGAUUUUCAA